AUGGAACCUGACGACUUUGAUUCUGAAGACAAAGAGAUGUUAAGCUGGGAUAUUAAUGAUAUCAAACUGCCACAGAAUGUGAAGAAGACCGACUGGUUCCAGGAGUGGCCGGAUUCCUACGUGAAGCAUAUCUACAGCUCGGAGGACAGGAGCGCGCAGCGGCACCUGAGCAGCUGGGCCAUGCGCAACACCAACAACCACAACUCCCGCAUCCUCAAGAAGUCCUGCCUGGGCGUGGUGGUGUGCAGCCGUGACUGCACCGCGGACGGGGGCCGCAAGAUCUACCUGAGGCCCGCCAUCUGCGACAAAGCCCGGCAGAAGCAGCAGAGGAGGCGCUGUCCCAACUGUGAUGGGCCUCUGAAGCUAAUUCCUUGCCGAGGCCACGGUGGCUUCCCGGUCACCAACUUCUGGAGGCAUGACGGACGCUUCAUAUUUUUCCAGUCAAAGGGAGAGCAUGACCAUCCUAAGCCAGAAACCAAGUUGGAAUCUGAAGCAAGAAGAACGAUGAAGAAAGCACACAUGACCUCUUCCUCCACCUCCUUAAACCAGAAGGGGAGACUGGAGACAAAGUCUCUUCCAGGUGAAACACAAAGUCAGGGGAGUUUACCUUUAACUUGGUCUUUCCAGGAAGGCGUCCAAUUGUCUGGUAGUUACAGUGGACGUUUAAUAGCUAACGCUCCCCAGCAGAACUCACUGAAUGAUUGCUUAUCCUUCUCCAAAAGCUAUGGUUCGGGGGGAAGCACCGAUCUGGCAGACACGACUUCUACUUUGGACCCCACUAAACUGUAUGAAAAAUGCAAAUUGUCUAAUAGUAGGAUCUACAGUAGUGCAGACCUGCUCCAGCCUUCCUUCUCUGGAGUCUAUUCGGAUUAUGACAAUCUGCAAACAUGGAAUAAAAAUGCCUCUUUGGGGAGAAAUCCUAUUAAUGACAGCUGUUGUCCCAACUAUCCUUUUCCUCUGACCAGCUGGCCUGGUGACUUCUCUUCUUCCCCGAACUCUUCUGAACCUUUUUUCCAGCAGAUUCCACUGGAACCGCCUGCAGCCAAAACUAGCUGUUCUCCAUUGUGGCCAAACUCAGGGAGUGAUUUUUAUGAAGAGAAGGUGUCUGUGGAUUUCAACAGCUAUGUCCCUUCCCUCACGUACCAUUCACCUCAGGAAGACCCCUUUCUCCUCAGCUAUACCCCUCAUCCUCCCCAGCAAUAUUCACUGCCAGGCAAGAGCAGGAUCUGGGAUUUUGAAGAGCAAAUGCCAUACAUGGGUUUGGAUCACUGCAACAAUGAAAUGCUUCUAAACCUCUGUCCUUUGAGAUGA
Messenger RNA from Galeopterus variegatus (Sunda flying lemur), 1311 nucleotides. It is a transcript of the gene GCM1, whose product is annotated as glial cells missing homolog 1 (Drosophila). The transcript has 5 exons. Bases 1 to 1311 code for a protein of 436 amino acids. Gene Ontology annotation, molecular function: DNA-binding transcription activator activity, RNA polymerase II-specific; RNA polymerase II cis-regulatory region sequence-specific DNA binding. Gene Ontology annotation, cellular component: nucleus. The record is from RefSeq and is a predicted model, not a curated record. Lineage: Eukaryota; Metazoa; Chordata; Mammalia; Dermoptera; Cynocephalidae. Gene Ontology annotation, biological process: regulation of transcription by RNA polymerase II; gliogenesis; cell differentiation involved in embryonic placenta development.